This is a messenger RNA of Talaromyces amestolkiae, 390 nucleotides long. RefSeq lists its product as uncharacterized. The record is from RefSeq and is a predicted model, not a curated record. Gene Ontology annotation, cellular component: mitochondrial outer membrane. Gene Ontology annotation, biological process: protein insertion into mitochondrial outer membrane; mitochondrial outer membrane translocase complex assembly. The coding region runs from base 1 to 390 and encodes 129 amino acids. NCBI's taxonomy places the organism in Eukaryota, Fungi, Ascomycota, Eurotiomycetes, Eurotiales, Trichocomaceae. The transcript has 2 exons.
AUGUCGGCAUCUCCAUUCCCCUCCGGCGACGACUCGUUAUCCCCUUCCGCCUCGACUUACAUGAUCUCCUCACAAUUCAACACAUCCUACCACCACACAUCCUCGGACGAGGACGAAAUAGCUUCUCUACCUUCAGAAACAUCCACAGAAUCAGAUUUCCUCUCCGAUUACCAAGAUUCGGACGCGGAAGAGCAAUGGCGGGAAAGCUUACAACAAUUAGAGCUGCUUCUCACAAUGGUCCUGGUGCCUUUUAUAGGCAAAUAUGCGGGGAGGAAAUGUGCAUAUUGGGGCUGGACGAAAUUCAUGGAAUGGAAAUACCCCGUCGAAGUUGUCGUAACGAAUAAAGCGGCGUUCCGGGCGGCGGGAAUCAUCGGUGCAGCUACUUUAUGA